This is a messenger RNA of Strongylocentrotus purpuratus (purple sea urchin), 944 nucleotides long. RefSeq names its product ubiquitin-conjugating enzyme E2 G2 (gene ube2g2). The transcript is spliced from 5 exons. The coding region runs from base 95 to 592 and encodes 165 amino acids. Lineage: Eukaryota; Metazoa; Echinodermata; Echinoidea; Camarodonta; Strongylocentrotidae. Gene Ontology annotation, cellular component: endoplasmic reticulum; cytosol. The record is from RefSeq and is a predicted model, not a curated record.
AGGCAAUAAGAUUGAAGGUCCUAUCUGCUAAGUUCUUUGUGAAGAGUUGGGUAGUUUAAAAAGCAGGCAUAUUCCGAGAGAAUUUAUCUUGAAUAUGGCCGGAUCUGCCCUGAAGAGAUUGAUGGCUGAAUAUAAACAGCUAACAGUCAAUCCUCCUGAGGGCAUCAUAGCUGGUCCAGUCAAUGAAGAAAACUUCUUUGAAUGGGAAGCUCUUAUUACUGGUCCAGAAGGAACAUGUUUUGAAGGAGGGGUCUUCCAGACUGAACUGAAGUUUCCGACUGACUAUCCGCUCAACCCACCCAAGAUGCGAUUCAAGACUGAGAUGUUCCAUCCAAAUAUUUAUGCAGAUGGCCGGGUGUGUAUAUCAAUCCUGCAUGCCCCUGGUGAUGAUCCUAUGGGUUAUGAGAGCAGUGCUGAGAGAUGGAGUCCAGUACAGAGCGUAGAGAAGAUUCUUCUAUCGGUCAUCAGCAUGUUAGCAGAACCCAAUGAUGAGAGCGGUGCUAAUGUAGAUGCGUCCAAGAUGUGGAGAGAUGAUCGGGAAAAGUUCUACAGGAUAGCAGGGGAACUAGUCAGGAAAUCCCUCAGCUUGUGACGAAUAUACUUGCAAUGAUUUAUAUGGACUCAUCAGUGAUCAUGAGCAUGAAGUUUGGAGAAUCAUGUGCCACACUUUUCAUAUCAGAAGGAAAGGAAUCUUGGCCAAAUAAACAUCUUCUGUGACUGAUUUGUAGUUGCAUGGAGGACUUCUAAGUAAUUCUUUACUGUGGAAUGACUUGUAACCAAGCUGGGUUGUUAAAUUAACUCUUCAGACCUCAUCAAUGGUAAUUAGUUCUCAAUUCAUUCCUUUGUCUAUUUAAGAUUUCUGGCUCAAUAAGCCAGUUCGUAAAUAGCUUCGGUACGCAUGACCCCAAAAUAUCCACAGAUCUUUUACACGAUGGAUACGUCCC